AUGGCUAACAGCAAAUUUGCGUAUGUAAAAUUAUUUGAAGAAGAAAAAAAAAUAUUAUUGAAUUGCUAUUUUGUUGUAAGAAUAGAUGGAAGUGAUUUUAAAAAAUUUAUAAAACAACAUGAAUAUAUUAAGCCAAAUGAUUUAAGAGGACUAAAUUUAAUGAACGAAUGUGCAAUUAAUGUUUUAAAAAAUUAUGAUGAAAUAGAUUUUUGUUAUGGACAUUCAGAUGAAUUUAGUUUUUUAUUUAGGAAGUCUACAAAAUUAUGGAAUAGAAGACAUGAUAAAAUAUUAACUAAUGUAGUAUCAUAUUUUACAUCAUCUUUUUUAUUUAAUUGGAAAAAAUAUUUUCCUAAUAAAGAGUUAAUAUAUCCGCCAUCAUUUGAUGCAAGAAUAAUUGUAUAUCCAACAGAAGAUGAAAUAAAAGAUUAUUUUUCAUGGCGCCAAGCAGAUUGUCAUAUAAAUACACAAUAUAAUGAAUGUUUUUGGAAUUUAGUUUUAAAGAGUAAUUACACACAUGAAGAAGCUUAUAAAUUUUUAUUAACGACACAAACAAAAGAUAAAAACGAAUUAUUAUUUACCCGUUUCAAUAUUAAUUAUAAUAAUAUUCCCGAAAUUUUUAGACGGGGUACUAUAAUAAUUAGAAAUAAAAAUUACAAAAAAAAUACAACCCAACAUAUACAACACAAUGAUAAACAUAUAGACUAUAUGAAAAGGGAACAAAAUAAGGAAGAAUUAAAAAAAAAAAUCGAUCCACAUCUUUAUAAAGAGAAUACAGAUACUGACUUAUGGGAUAUGCCAAAUGUAGAAACUGUUAACACUAAUACCAAGGAAAAUAAGACCAACGAUAAUAAUGAUAGUAAUAAUGAUCAAAGAAACAUGUUGGAUAAAUUUAUAGUAACUCAUGAAAAUUUGAUUGCUGAAACAUUUUGGAAUAAAUAUAAUUUUGUUUUUAAAAAAAAAAAGGAAUUAAAAUGUAUAAAAUAA
Plasmodium yoelii is the source of this 984-nucleotide messenger RNA. Its product is annotated as tRNAHis guanylyltransferase, putative. The transcript has a single exon. Gene Ontology annotation, biological process: tRNA modification. Gene Ontology annotation, molecular function: magnesium ion binding; tRNA guanylyltransferase activity. The record is from RefSeq and is a predicted model, not a curated record. Bases 1 to 984 code for a protein of 327 amino acids. Lineage: Eukaryota; Apicomplexa; Aconoidasida; Haemosporida; Plasmodiidae.